AAAUGGAGGCCAUUGGUUUGGCGUUUGGUGGUACAGUUCCAGAUAGCAGCUUCUCUGCCUCAUCGCAUUAUGAUCAUAGGUAUAAACCCUCUUAUGGUCGACUUAAUGGAAAUAGCCGGGGUUGGGCACCCAAAACUACGUUCGAUCCUGCUGACUACCUCCAAAUUGACCUUCUGUAUGAGUAUGUUAUCUGUGCUGUUGCUACCCAAGGAGCUAAUGGUAUCAAUGAGUGGACAAAAAACUACGAGAUUCAGUUAUCAGUGGAUGGUACCACUAUGGUUACCUACCAAGAAAACAAUGCAGACAGGGUCUUUCUCGGAAACUCAAAUCAAAAUGGCAUCGUAAAAAACAAUCUCCAGGAAUUUGAAAGUGCAAAGUUUAUCCGUUUUAAGCCAACGGCAUAUAGUGGCUUUAAAGCUCUGAGAGUGGAAGUUUAUGGAAUACUUCUAACAAAAGUUCCAUCACAACCUCCGGCAGCCUUCAAGUUAACUGCAAGCUCUUCUACCAGCAUCACAGCUUCCUGGCAGUUGCCACCAGUUUUUGCCAGACAUGGAAGAAACAUUACAGGGUUUAAACUGUUCUACAGAAAGAAAGGUUCUGUGGGGUCAGCAACAACCCUGACUAUAAACAGUGGAUCGACAUUAAGUAGAAAUGUCACCUGGCUUGAUAAGUACAUAGAGUACGAAUUUCAAAUGUUGGCCUUCACUUCUGAUGGUGAUGGACCAAAGAGCGCUGUUGAGGUGGAGAGAACAAAAGAAGAUGCUCCAUCACAAGCCCCGAGGAGCUUCAGUGCGACUGCAGUUACUUCUACAAUUAUCACAGCAUCCUGGCAGUUACCACCAGCAGACUCCAGAAAUGGAAUAAUUAUAGGAUUCAAAUUGUUUUACAAAAAGAGAGGCUCUGCUGGACUAGCAACCACCUUGACCAUGAACAAUGGAACAGUAUUAAGUAGAGAUGUCGCUGGGCUUGAUAUUUACACCGAAUAUGAAUUUGAAGUAUUGGCCUUUACUUCAGUUGGUGAUGGACCAAGGAGUUCUCCUGUAGUGGUGGUGAGAACCAUGAAACGUGAUAAACCUCACGUCAAUGAUCUUCCUGAAAGAACCAUUACAGCAGUUGGCGAACUGGUGGUGUUGACUUGUGAUGUUGGUGGUGACCUUGAGGCUUCUGUUACCUGGACCAAAGAUGGACUUACCAGUAUACCUCGCGCUCAGUUCAAGAACAGCGGCAAGAUACUUAUUAUACAGGAUGUUGUCCCUGGUGACAGUGGCGUUUAUGAAUGUAAAGCAAUGAACUUGUUUGGAGAGAGCCGUACAUCUACGGUACUAAUUGUUGCUGUGCCACCCAGAAUUAUGGAAGAGCUUUCCCCUUCUGAAGUAAUUUGUGAAAAGCAAACUCCGUGUUUUCUCUCAUGUCAAGCAUCAAGUUAUAUCCCGUUUAACUACUCUUGGACGAAAGAUGGCCAGGUUCCAACUAGUGAUAACAUCAAGUUGAUGAAUAACAGUAUCAUCGUCACGCCACGGGAUAGACAAGAUUAUGGGGAGUAUGUGUGUCACGCUACAAACAGCCUUGGAUCAACAGAGUAUACAAUUACUCUGCUUUCUCCUAAAGAUGAUCAAGAUGAUGAGGGUAUACCACGAAACAUCUUCCUUGCUAGUGUAAUCGCACUGUCUUGUGCUGUGGUUGUGUUGCUCAUCAUAAUUUGUGGGGUGAUAUGGCAGCGGAGACGAGCUGUUCCCAGUGAAAGGAUACAGGGUAAAGAAAAGGUUGACUUUCACGGCGUCAAAUCUUCACCUGAUCGACAGUCGAAUGAUGAACAAGCUUCAGACCCAAAUACGUAUAUGGAACUCAAAGCCAGGCUCCCGAACCAUAAACAGUCUCAUGUUCCAACUGAGUAUCAGUCGCUACAGGAAGUACCCAUGAACCCCGAAUAUUACAAUAUGGUGCUUCAGAAAGAAAUUGGCGGGAAACAAAAUGAAGAAGUGUAUGAGGAAAUAUGAUAAUCCCCAAAUAAUUUCCUCAAGAACAGACAUGACUACAAUUGGUUUCUGGUCAAGGCAGUUUAUCAGCCAAUUUACAGCAGUGCGGCUGUAAUAGCUUCCUCGGCUAGCAACGACUUUUAUUUGGUCGAUUCGAAAUGAAUUAUAUUAAUCUUUCUCGUAUUUUACGCAUAUCUGUAUAAUUAUAGGGAAUCCAUGUUAUCAAGUGAGAUUUAAUCUGCAAUUGCAUAUCCCAGUGGCAGCAUGAAAAUUUCAAUUCGAGUUAAAAUGAGUUCUGAACCAGAAUUAAAGUUAAAGUGUACUGAAUUUACAAACUCGUUUAAGAGCCAGUAGAUAUAAAAAGAGAGAAAAAUGUAAAAAUGUAAUGGAAGUUGUUCCUUAUAUUUUAACUUUUAAGGAAAAUUACAUUUUUUGAACCGUUUAUUAUGUUCUUAUACAUAGUAGAUUCUUCUAAAUCGUAAAACAAAUCUGGUUUGUACUCUUCCUUUGAAGAAAUUGAAAAAGGUUAGCUAACAGAAUAUUAUUGUUAGAUAUUUGUAGAUAGCUGAUACACUCUAGUCUCUUGAAGAUAUUUCUAAGUCAGCCUAUUUACAAAUUGAAGAAAAUGGGAGAUGAACGUUGUUCGUGUCUCAGGAUAGAGUCACUUAGAGUUGACGAUAGAGUCGACGUUUGGAAUAAUAAUGAGGAUCGAAAUGCACUGAUAGCAGCGUGCUACAAAUAGCGAAACGUAAACAAUCGACCUCAUCGCCUGAUGAAGACGAGCAGUAUUGCAGUCGAAACGUCGCGAUCUACAUCUCAAGUGACUCUAUCGUGAGACAAACGAACAAAGUUCAUCUCCUAUCUUACACCACGAUGAACAAUAAGCACAUAUUUUAUGAACCCUUUAACUCCCAGAUCAAAUUUGUAAUUCUCCUUACUGUCAACGAUACAAUUCUUAUAAUGUUCAUUCAGAGAAUUUAGUAUUGGAUCAACUAAUUAUCCCUAAAUUGAUAUUUUUCUUUAUUCUCAUCACUUAUCUGGUUGAUAUUGUAUUGAUAUUGUAAGGAGAAAUUCUGCCUUGGUCACUCAUGGGAGUUAAAGGGUUAAAUUGAAAAAUGUUUGGAAAGAUUUUUCCAAUGCAAUAAAAUAUAAAUAUUAUUAGAUUCAACUGUAUCUAAGCAACAGAGUGGUUGUAGAUAAUGGAAUAAAAAGUUUUCACGAAAA
Molecule: messenger RNA, 3200 nt
Organism: Pocillopora verrucosa
Lineage: Eukaryota; Metazoa; Cnidaria; Anthozoa; Scleractinia; Pocilloporidae
Source: RefSeq, a predicted model, not a curated record